Messenger RNA from Hevea brasiliensis (rubber tree), 518 nucleotides. Its product is annotated as photosystem II 5 kDa protein, chloroplastic. The coding region runs from base 99 to 422 and encodes 107 amino acids. The transcript has a single exon. Lineage: Eukaryota; Viridiplantae; Streptophyta; Magnoliopsida; Malpighiales; Euphorbiaceae. The record is from RefSeq and is a predicted model, not a curated record.
CAUUUGCGAGCAAUAAUAGUCCACUUCCUUGUAUUUGCAUCUGAGAACCAGACACUACACUAACUCACUUCAGCAGGUCAUAAGCAGAAUUUGCAGAGAUGGCAUCCGUGACCAUGACAGCCUCAUUCCUAGCUGGUUCGACCAUGGCCAAACAACCCUUGACAACCCCACGCAGAGGGCUGAUCGUGGCUAAGGCCUCAAGAGCCACAGAGGAAGAAAGGGUCAGUGUGGAGAUGAAGAACAAGGAAGAAAGAAGCAGUGGGAGGAGGGAUUUGGUGUUUGCAGCCGCAGUUGCUGCUGCAUUCUCCAUUGCCAAAGUUGCCAUGGCUGACUAUGAGCCUAAGCCGGGUACCCCAGAAGCUAAGAAGAAGUAUGCUCCUAUCUGUGUCACAAUGCCUACUGCUCGUAUCUGCCGCAAGUGAAAGAAUCCUAUCUACUUUAUAAAUUAAUGUUGAUCUUUAGAUUAAUGUAAAAGCUGUAUCCACUUGUAUCUUUUCAUUGGACAAUCCUCUUUGUUA